This is a messenger RNA of Periconia digitata, 424 nucleotides long. The record is from the annotation of a GenBank genome assembly. NCBI's taxonomy places the organism in Eukaryota, Fungi, Ascomycota, Dothideomycetes, Pleosporales, Periconiaceae.
AUGGCUGCCGAGAACAAAAACGCGCACGAAAUUGCUCUUGCGAAGCAACUCAAGCACAUUCCCUGGUGCGAAGAAUACGAGAAGAUGAUCUCCGGCAUGCUUUACGACUCAUUUCAACUCUCAUUAUCAGCAGCACGUUUCAAGGCUCGUACAUUUGCCCAUCGAUACAACCAAUACUUCCCGGAGCCAUCCACCAACCCGACCUUUGAGACCUUGCAAGCCGAUCGUUUCACGAUGCUUGAAGGCAUCCUCGGCCGCGUAGGACCCGGAUGUCUGAUUGAGCCACCAUUCUAUGUUGUAAGUAAAUCCAAGGGACUCCUCGUAGAACAACGCAUAGUAUAGAACUUCAAUUGUUAUAUGCAGAUUCCAAGCCUUCACUUGACCCUCACUAAUACCGUUUGUACCUAGGACUACGGCUGCAACG